UCCAUGGUAGACUAGUUUCCGAACGAAACUAAUAAAAUGCUGUGCUAAUAAAUUACGAAGACCGUUUGAAGCGACACGAGUAGGAUAGCUCUCUAAUGAACAUCAUGGGAGAGAAAGAGACUUCCUAUGUUUGAUUACUGUACAAAGCAUUUUUAGUUUUACUGAUUAGUACAAAAUGAAUCCGUUUGAUCGACAUUCAAGACGGACGCUCUAAUAAGAAUAUUCCUGUUUUUCUUUAUAAUGCAAAGGCGUUUCUGGUGCAGUGCUGAUGGGUAGGGCGAGGGAGUGGAGGCUGUACAAUGGAAACGGAGUCUGUGAGGUCUGAGUUGAGCGGCCGGUCGCGACGAAGCUCGAGGCACCGGCAGCACACGCAUCGGAGCACCCGGAGCAACAAGUCACAAAGAAAAGAAUCCAGUGAUAACACAAUGGCACCAUUCCAGACUAGUGUAAAUAUCAACCCAGAGAUUGGAAGGGAUGGACAAGAGGUCAUUGAAGUCCAGAUCUUACCCCAGGAUGAGAACUGGGGAGAGAACACUACAGCUGUCACAGGAAACACUUCUGAAGGUUCCCAGUCUAUGGAGGAUGUCGGCAACUGGCCCAUGGAAUCAGAUAAUGGGAUUGGAUUUGUGUGUACAAGAUACUUUGGGACAACAAUAGCUUUAGGACUGUCCUUUGUAGCUUUUGUCAGUCCGCUAGCAAUGGUAGUGUUACCCAAGAUCGGCUUCUUCCCAGGAUUGUCAGAUAAUAUAGCCAUACAGCCCAGUCAGAGGAUACAGCUGUUGUCCUGCACAGCAGAGUGUAAAGGGAUCCUACUCUCACUGGCAUUCAAGCUUGUGUUACUUGCCAUUGGAGUUUGGGCAGUGUUUUUAAGACCAAGAAAUGCCAUCUUGCCCAGAAUAUUUGUAUUUAGAGCAAUGACUUUAGUAAUCCUAGCCGUUUGUAUAUUUUCGUAUUGGUUGUUCUACAUAGUGCAAAUCACUGAGGCAACAAAGGCACUUGCAGUAGGCGAGGAAGCUAUGGAUUACAAUGCACUAGUAUCAUAUGUAUCAAGUUUCGCUGAUACUUUAUUAUUUAUACAUUAUAUAGCUGUUAUUUUAAUGGAGAUUAGGCAUCUAGAGCCUGUAUAUUAUAUUAAGAUUGUAAGGAGUCCAGAUGGUGAAAGCAGGUCUUAUGCCAUUGGGCAAUUAAGCAUACAGAGAGCUGCUGUGUGGGUGUUACAGAAGUAUUACACGGAGUUCCCGAUAUACAACCCGUAUUUGGAGAAGAUUCCUAUAUCUAAGUCUCAGAGGAAAGCCCAGUCUAGUAUAAAGUUUUAUGAAGUGGAUGGCUCGACCAAUGCGACGCCUGGACAGGCUCGGUCCACAACAGGCUCGAUGGGCGGCGGCAGUACCCGUCGUCGGGACUCGGGCUCUGCUCACAACGAGCGCUACUACGAGGAGGCGGAGCGCGAGCGGCGCGUGCGCAAGCGUCGCGCGCGACUGCUCAGCGCCGCCGAGGACGCCUUCGCGCAUGUGCGGAGGGUGCGCGUGGCCACCAACGGCGGUGCCCUAGGCCCCCGCGAGGCCGCGCAGGCAGUGUUUCCGUCGCUGGCUCGCGCGCUGCAGAAGUACCUGCGCGCCACCCGCCAGCAACCCCGACACUCUGCGGAUUCCGUGCUUGCCCACCUAGCGCGCUGCCUCUCACAAGACGCAUCCCCCCGGGCCUUCCUGGAGCCAUUCCUCGUCGAGGGUCCAGUGCUGUCAGCAGACCAGGAGACCAGACCCGUUCAGCGCUGGUCCCUUAUCUCCGACGAGCUGCUGGCCAGACCGCUGGCUGACAACGUCGAGUUCCAGCUGAGACAAGGUGAUAUCUCCCUAAUUUGUACCAUCAAACAACUGCCCAAAUUCAGUCUGUCCGAGGAGGUCGUUGACCCCAAGAGCAACAGGUUCAUUUUAAGGCUGAAUUCUGAGACGUCUGUCUGACAGGAGGAGUUUUGUAGCCGAGAUGAUUUCAGGCUUGUAUGACAUACGGAGUAUUUUUAGGUUAAGUAAUGAACAGAAGUUCAGAUUUUUGUAAGUUGUAUGAACAUGAAAUAUAAGGAAUGUCGCGUUUUUAAAGAAAGGUAUUUAAUUUAAAAGUGUGUUCGAAAAGUGACAAUAUACAGACACUUCAACCGUCUUUAGUUAAAAAUGAGACAAAUUUAAAGAAAAGCAAGCAGAUUAUAAAUGAAAUCUGUUUUUGUCGGUCGCCGGUGACCAAUUUGCUCUAAAGCUUACACGUAGUCAGUUAUAAGUGUUGCCAUUAAAAUUAUGGUUUUAAUGCCGAAUAUAUGUUAUGAAGGCUUGCUUAUCGAUCGUUGAUUGUUAAACGAAUAUAUAAAUCUGUACAAAGUUUAUUUAAAGGCAUCUACUGUAAUGUAAAUUAUAAAACAUUUUAACCUAUCAAUAGUAUAAAUAUCCGACAGUUAUUCAAAUUUACAGUAUUGUUAUUAUUAACUCUUAUUUAUGAGAAAACUGAACUUCUGUUCAUUUGCUUAUAUAAUAUCGGAACUUAACCGACAUUUUUAGUUGAAAAAUACUCAAAAUUUGUAACCAUAAAAUUUCUUACCAAUUUUUAAAAUAAGAUUUAGUAGCAACAUGUUGUAUGAAUCGAAAUUCGUAAGAAAUACAAAAGUGAUGAUUAUAAAUCCUGGAUAUUAAAAUUUUCAUCGCAAAAUCUCUUAUGUAUAAUAAUUUAUAAAUAAAAAUUAAUUUCUAAAGUUUAACAUUAGGGACUAGGCAAAACUUCUAGAUAAUUUGGAAAUGAUUUUUUGUACAGCCUUUGAGCAUACCACGCUUGGGAUACAAGCAUAUUAUUUAUUUAUGAACCCGGCCUUAAAAGUAUUUAGGCUUAAGAUUUUUUUUUAAAGAAAUAAUUAUUUUGUUAUUGCAACAUUCAUGGCGUAUGCGUACCUUUUUUUUUAUUUAAAUCUGUUUUGAUGAAUUUUAUUGGUCUUGAUUGGUGUUUUGAAUUUUGAACUAAACGUGCCUUAAUAUCAACAUGACGACAAAACUUUGUCUAUGGCUAAACACCAUAAAGUUUGUUUUCUUUCUUGUCAUGAUUGUUAUAGUGAAUGUUUAGUCACAAUUAUAAGUUAAAGAUGCAAAAUAAGUGUGAUGCCAAUUGUGCACGCAUAAUAUAUUUGUGUUUAAAAAAUACGUAAAAAAAUAUUAUGAAAACUUAAUUUUGGUACUUAUAUAUUAAUCAUUUGGAAUUAAAUCAAUCAAAAUGGGCCCUUGUCUCAAACUUAUUUUUUAUUGUUUUCUAAAAUAAGAACAAAUUAUUAUUAUAAUUACAAGCGCCUGUUGUUACAUGUAUCUUAUGUUGACUGCACAAAAAGACUUACAUAGCAUCUUAAUGAACACUGAAAUUAAUUGAAUCUCAAGUAGUAUAAGAAAAAAGACAAUUGAAAUUUGUAAAAGACUAGACCGCAUUUACUUUUAUAUUUAGUGUAGUAUUAUUUUGUACAUUGUGUCAUAUUUUGAGAUUGUAAUAAGCACAAAUUUUACAUAUAUAGGUAAAUAGUUAAGGUGUGUCUACAUAAUGCAUGUAGGAUGUAAAGGUGGGUAUUGAUACAGUUUUAUACAUGGUAAUUAAACUUCUUCUUUGAUAUCGUAGAGGCAUGAAACUAUACAGAUUUAAAAGACUACCUCUUUCCUAUCAACACGAAAUGCUGCCUACACUUAUAGCUACAACAAUCUGCCAUUUAGAGACGUCAUGUGUAUGAUGUACGUCUAUAUGCUUCGUGUAAAUUCGCCUUAAACCCAGUGAAUCUCGAACAUUGUAUAAAAGUAAUUUUAAUUAUACCAUAUCAUAGGAUUAUAUUUAUUAUGUACUAGAACAUAAGGCAGCUAUUUAAAUGUAGGUUAUUUAAUAAGUGAUAUAUUUUAUAACGUUUAUUGUUUUACAUAAAAGUGAACGCGCUUGAUAUCACAUUUUAUACUUAUUAUAGAAACAUGCAUUUCAGAAUAUUUCCAAUUUAUAUUUAAAAUGUCAGACUGGUUUUUAUAAAACUUUGUAACUUUUACAAGACGCAUGUGAAUGAGGUUGUGCUUAGGACAAUUAUGAAUGUGUGAGUUGCUGAUUUGACCAAAGAGCGCUUGGAAUGUGUAGCUAAUUGUAACAUAUCGUAAGGUUUAUAUUCAUUUGGCACGAGAUGUAAUCGUGGCAGCUUUUAAGCGGUUUUUUUUAAGAAAAUGUUAAAUAGGGUCGAAUUUUGACAAUUUGUUUAACUAAAAAAUGAAACCUUUGUAGAAGCAAUUAUACUUUGCUUCUACAGAAAUAAAAUGAAAAGUGAAAGUGCUGAAAAAUUGAACUUAUCUUAGAAGUUCAAUUUUUUACUGUCAAAACAAUACUGACCCUAAUGUAUUUCUUAACAAAUCGAUUCAUUAAUCGAUUAUAAUGAGAUUACUUACCACGACUAAGCAGCCGUGAAACCCAAUGCUCAAAUCGCAGCCUUUUGUAAAAUGCUUGUGCCUGCUUAGAUUAAGAAUAAUUUAGUUAAUGAAGUUUUUGAUAUAAUAUUCUAGUAUAAUAGUGACAUUUUUAAACGAUAUUAUUGUUUAUAUGUUUAUUUGUAAAUUGAAGUGUGAGGUAUGAAUGUUAGUUUUGGAGUGUGUUAAUGGUCAGCUGUAUAUAAAUUUCACCGCCACGAUAAAAAAAUGGAAAGAUCCAUUCAAUUUUAAUGACUCGAAAAUGUAUUUAAAUAUUCUAUCAACAAAGUAUAUAUCCAAUAAAAGUAUAAAUUGGUACUGAAUAAAAGAGGUUUUGCUAUUUAUAUUAUAGUGCUGGCCAUGAACAUUUUCCUUAUAAUGAAUCAAAGGCUAUUUUUAUCGAUGCCAGAUGUCGAUGAAAAACUCAAAUAAGCACAAAGUAUUGCCUAUAGAUGUAAUUAUGCACAAUAUCGUAAUCGUUAUAAAACAAUUUGUACACUUUUGUAUUUUCAAAUAUUAUAAAGUGGAUUUUGUA
Messenger RNA from Trichoplusia ni (cabbage looper), 4986 nucleotides. RefSeq names its product vang-like protein 1 (gene Vang). The record is from RefSeq and is a predicted model, not a curated record. The transcript has 6 exons. Bases 300 to 1961 code for a protein of 553 amino acids. Gene Ontology annotation, biological process: Wnt signaling pathway, planar cell polarity pathway; establishment of planar polarity; multicellular organism development. Gene Ontology annotation, cellular component: plasma membrane. NCBI's taxonomy places the organism in Eukaryota, Metazoa, Arthropoda, Insecta, Lepidoptera, Noctuidae.